CUUGUGAAUAAACGAAAAAAUUAGGGACUUGAUUUGCCACUUGUAUAGACCUCGACGGCAUUUAUUAGACCUGUUCAGCCCCCCCGCCCAGGCUGAUUUUCAUCUUCUUAAUCUAAAUCUAAAUCUCACAUUCAUUUUGGAAGUCCAGAACCAAACAAGAUGCGCACGCGACGAACCAACACGCAACCCGUGGAAGACACCUCCGUCGCCCCCGAAACCUUCAGCGACGGCCUCCCUCUCCCCAAACUCAUCGCCUUCGACCUCGACUACACCCUAUGGCCCUUCUGGGUCGACACCCACGUCAGCGCCCCGAUCAAACCCCGCGACAAUAACUCGCGCUGCACAGACAAAUGGAACGAAUCCUUCACCUUCUACCCGGCCGUCCCCUCCAUCAUCCACAGCUGCAAGACCAAGAACAUCCCGCUGGCCGUGGCCUCGCGCACCCACGCCCCGGACCUGGCACGCGACAUGCUCAAGGCGCUGCACAUCAUCCCCACCUUCAGCGACAACCCCGCGGCGCACCGCACCAAGACCGUGCGCGCCCUGGACUACUUCGACCACCUCCAGAUCUUCCCGGCCACCAAGACGCAGCACUUCGCCAAGAUCCAGCAGGCGAGCGGGGUCGCGUACGAGGAGAUGCUGUUCUUCGAUGAUGAGGCGCGGAAUCGGAACGUGGAGACGGAGCUCGGGGUCACGUUUUGUCUGGUGAGAGAUGGGGUGACCAAGGCGGAGGUGGAUCGCGGGGUGUGGGCGUGGCGGAGGAGGAAUGGUAUCCGGAAGGAGGUGGAGGUUGGAGAGGGGGAGGGGGAGGGGGAGGAUGAGUAG
Aspergillus aculeatinus CBS 121060 is the source of this 825-nucleotide messenger RNA. RefSeq names its product Mg-dependent acid phosphatase. The coding region runs from base 160 to 825 and encodes 221 amino acids. The transcript has 2 exons. The record is from RefSeq and is a predicted model, not a curated record. Gene Ontology annotation, molecular function: acid phosphatase activity. NCBI's taxonomy places the organism in Eukaryota, Fungi, Ascomycota, Eurotiomycetes, Eurotiales, Aspergillaceae.